Cuscuta campestris is the source of this 1112-nucleotide messenger RNA. The record is from the annotation of a GenBank genome assembly. NCBI's taxonomy places the organism in Eukaryota, Viridiplantae, Streptophyta, Magnoliopsida, Solanales, Convolvulaceae.
AGUGCUGAACCAGUAAGAGGUCUGAACCAUUAAGAGCUAGUAUAUUGCUUAACUAUUCAGAGGCAAAUGUCUGAUCAAUUCAGAUAAGAGGUCUUAACCAUUCAGACUCUGUAUAAUACUUAACCAUUCAGAGGCAAAUCUCUUAACCAUUCAGACAUCUGAACCAUUAAGAGGCUGAAACAAACAGUCUGAACCAUUAAGUGCUGAACCAUUCAGACAUCUGAACCAUUAAGAGGCUGAAACAAACAGCCCCUAACUUAGUUAAUAGAAUGUCUGAGCAAGUUGGAGGAAUUUGCACGGAAGAUCUCACCCCUGCAUAUGAAACUUAUGAAUACUAUGACUUGCCUUUCUGCUCUCCAGGCCAAGUGAUACACAAGAAGGAAUCCAUUAGGGAGGUUCUCAAUGGAGACCGUUUAACCAACACCUUGUAUGAGUUGAAGUUUGCAGUGAAUAAAUCCCAUGUUUUUCUGUGCCGUAAGAACCUCAGCAGUGAUGAGGUAGCUAAAUUCAGGAGUGCUGUCGCUAACGAUUUCUACUUUCAAAAUUACUAUGAUGACCUCCCAUUUUGGGGAUUCAUUGGGAAAGUAGAGGACCAAAAUUGGACUUUUGAUGGAAAAGGACCCAACAAGUAUCUCCUCUUCAGUCAUGUUCGGUUUGAUGUUCUAUAUAAUGACAAUCAAGUCCUUGAAGCACACGCCUUUAGUGAUCCGAAUCACACUGUUGAUAUAACAGAUGAUAUUGAGGUUGAUGUUGAGUUCAGUUAUUCAGUGUUCUGGAAGGAGGCCCCAACUAAGCUUAAGAGCAGAAUGGUUAGAUAUUCAAAGGCUUCCCUACUUCCCCUGCUGCAGACAGUUCAUUGGUUCUCAUUCAUAAAUUCAGUUGUUAUCACCUUUCUGCUGACAGGGUUUCUCGUCGUGGUUCUAAUGCAACACCUGAAGAAUGACCUUAGGAAGUAAUAUUAUGUUGUGAUUCUUAGUUAUAAUAAUGCUGCCCUAAAACUGCUACUUGCUAUGGACCAGUGUGCAUGGCUGUGUUUAUAUGUAAUGUUUCCGUGCUGGAUAUAUGCCUAGAUUUUCUGGUGGAGAUGAAGAGGAAGAUAAGGAAGUGGGGUG